AUAUCUAGAGAGAAUGCUGUGAUUGAUAUACACAACUCACUCUGCACUACAUGUUUCUAGCUUUUUCUUCAAAUCCCAGCAACAAAUUCGAUUCUUUUUUGCGCGUUUCCCACCCAAAUUCCGUUUCAAUUUCUCAAUCUUUAAGGAUCAGAAACCCUAAUCAAUCUGGAAUGUCUGCCCCCUUUUGAAUCCCAAAACAUUGAAUCCUUUAUCUCUUCCAAUUGGGCCUUUAAUUGCGUGAUUCAUCGAUUCCCUUUUCCUUUUCGGUUUCUGGGAUUAGUGAUAUCAAGCUUAAUUAGCGCUGUCUAGCUUUAGGAUUGUGGAUUUCUACCGACAAUUUUUUCCUGUUGUCGCCCUCAAUUUCCAGCAAUUGAAUCUCAGCUUUGGGUUUCUGGAGCUUCGAUUUCUGUGAGUGUGGAGCAAGGUUGAUUUUUCCGUGAUUGUGGUGGCUGAUUUGGGAAAUUUGUGCAUAAUUUAGCGGGGCGAGAAGAGAAUCAGAAAUGGAGAAAUACGAGCUUGUGAAGGAUUUAGGGUCUGGAAAUUUUGGUGUGGCGAGGCUUAUGAGAAACAAGGAGACGAAAGAGCUCGUGGCGAUGAAAUACAUUGAAAGGGGACAUAAGAUUGAUGAGAAUGUGGCGCGUGAGAUUAUAAAUCAUAGAUCACUUCGGCACCCUAACAUCAUCAGGUUUAAGGAGGUGGUUUUGACUCCCACUCAUCUGGCCAUUCUCAUGGAGUAUGCUGCGGGUGGAGAGCUCUUUGAGAGAAUCUGCAAUGCUGGUCGGUUCAGUGAAGACGAGGCCAGGUACUUCUUUCAGCAGCUCAUCUCUGGAGUUAACUACUGUCAUGCCAUGCAAAUUUGCCAUCGGGAUUUGAAGUUGGAGAACACCCUCCUUGAUGGAAGCCCUGCUCCAAGGCUAAAAAUCUGUGAUUUUGGUUACUCAAAGUCAUCUCUGCUUCAUUCAAGGCCCAAAUCAACUGUUGGAACUCCUGCCUACAUAGCUCCAGAAGUUCUAUCUAGAAGAGAAUAUGAUGGGAAGUUGGCUGAUGUGUGGUCAUGUGGUGUGACACUUUAUGUUAUGCUGGUUGGAGCAUACCCAUUUGAAGACCAAGAAGAUCCGAAGAACUUCAGGAAAACCAUUCAAAGGAUAAUGGCUGUUCAGUACAAGAUCCCUGACUACGUCCAUGUAUCUCAAGACUGUAGGCAUCUCCUGUCUCGUAUUUUUGUUGCCAACUCAUCUAGGAGAAUCACAAUCAAAGAUAUCAAGUCACACCCGUGGUUCCUGAAGAAUCUGCCGAGGGAAUUAACAGAUGCUGCACAAACAGUGUAUUACCGCAAAGAGAACCCUACCUACUCUCCUCAGUCUGUGGAGGACAUUAUGAAGAUUGUGGAAGAGGCUAAAACCCCUCCUCCAGCAUCCCGUUCGAUUGGAGGCUUUGGCUGGGGAGGAGGUGACGAGGAUGAGGAGAAGGUGGAAGAUUUGGACGAGGAAGUAGAAGAGGAGGACGAAGAUGAAUAUGAUAAACAAGUUAAGGCAGCUCAUGCAAGCGGAGAAGUGCGUCUCACUUAGACAAGCAGUAUAUUUAGUCGAGGCUUCUUUCGUGGUUGUAAAUGCUUCAGCUGCCUGAGAUGUUGGUACUCAAUAAGUCUGUAUAUGUUUAGUAUUUGUGCACUUUGGGGAGUUAUAUGCGUUUUAUCAUUACUGUGGGUAUUGUAGAUUGAAGGGAGACAGUCAGUGUGUGUUUCAGUUUGUUUCAGUUUGCACAAAACAUUCUGCAUUUUGGUUUGGCUAUUUUAUUGAUGGUAACUUCUGUA
Molecule: messenger RNA, 1813 nt
Organism: Salvia hispanica
Lineage: Eukaryota; Viridiplantae; Streptophyta; Magnoliopsida; Lamiales; Lamiaceae
Product: serine/threonine-protein kinase SRK2A
Biological process (GO): protein phosphorylation
Molecular function (GO): protein serine/threonine kinase activity; ATP binding
Source: RefSeq, a predicted model, not a curated record